UUCCAAACUUCCAUUCCUAGAGCAAUGAUCCACUCAGACCCACCUCUCCUUAACCAUUAUGGAGCUCUUUUAUGCUGCUCAACUCAAUGUGAUGAAUCUCAAAGCUGGCGUAUCAUGGAAGAAUGCCAACUUCCGUUAAUAGACCUUAGUGGCCUAAGCAGUCGCGACGAAAUGGUGAGAAAAGCUUGUGUUGCAGCCAUUUAUAGAGCAUCAUCAGAAUGGGGUUUUUUCCAAGUGGUGAACCAUGGCAUUUGCCCUCGGCUACUCGGGAAGAUGAGGAGUGAACAGGUGAAGUUGUUCCGAACACCCUUUGAAAGGAAAGCUAGUUGUGGACUUCUGAACAAUUCUUACAGGUGGGGAACUCCUACGGCCACUUGUCCUAAGCAAUUCUCCUGGUCUGAGGCUUUCCAUGUCCCUCUUACCAAGGUUUCAGAUGAAGCUUGUUAUGGAGAGUUUACAUCUUUAAGGGAAGUGAUGACAGAAUUUGCAGCUGCCAUGUCAAAACUGGCGAGACUUCUUGCAGGGGUUCUGACAGAAAAUAUGGGCCAUGGAAAGGAAGUGAUCGACAAUAUAUGUGACGAAAGCACUUGCUUCCUUCGCCUGAACCACUACCCGGCCUGUCCAAUAUCUCCGGAGAUUUCUGGUUUAGUGCCCCACACUGACAGCGAUUUCCUAACAAUCCUUUGCCAAGAUCAGGUAGGAGGACUUCAACUCAUGAAGGACUCCAAGUGGGUGGCUGUCAAACCUAACCAAGAUGCUCUUAUAGUCAACAUUGGAGACCUCUUCCAGGCAUGGAGCAAUGACGUUUACAAAAGCGUGGAGCAUAAGGUGGUGACUAAUGCAAAGAUGGAGAGAUACUCAAUGGCUUAUUUCCUGUGCCCCUCUUUCGAUUCCUCCAUCGGGAGCUACGGAGAACCUUCCAUUUACAGGAAAUUUACCUUCAGGGAAUAUAGAGACCAAGUUCAAGAAGAUGUAAGAAAAACUGGCUAUAAGGUUGGCCUUCCAAGGUUUCUACUUAAGGGCACAGAGGAUUUUACAAGAAGCAAUAAGGAGUCAAACACCAGAAUAUAUAUCCCAAGCAUCACAGCCAACAGUUAAAAAAGAUGAAUACUACAAUGCCUCUUGCUGCCAAAGUUGUUAGCCUUUAGGAAUCUAAUUAGCAUAAUUUAACAAGCAGAAUCCAGAAGUGUUAAGGC
Theobroma umbraticum is the source of this 1196-nucleotide messenger RNA. Its product is annotated as gibberellin 2-beta-dioxygenase 6-like. Lineage: Eukaryota; Viridiplantae; Streptophyta; Magnoliopsida; Malvales; Malvaceae. The record is from RefSeq and is a predicted model, not a curated record.